This is a messenger RNA of Scheffersomyces coipomensis, 2370 nucleotides long. RefSeq names its product Cex1p (gene CEX1). Gene Ontology annotation, biological process: tRNA export from nucleus; protein phosphorylation. Gene Ontology annotation, cellular component: cytoplasm. The record is from RefSeq and is a predicted model, not a curated record. The transcript has a single exon. The coding region runs from base 1 to 2370 and encodes 789 amino acids. Lineage: Eukaryota; Fungi; Ascomycota; Pichiomycetes; Serinales; Debaryomycetaceae. Gene Ontology annotation, molecular function: ATP binding; protein kinase activity.
AUGAACUUCUUAACAAAGACAUUAAACUCGUUGACAGGGAACUCAAUCCCUUACACAUUGAAGGAUAAGAUAGUUGAUCCAGUUGGUGGUAACGGAGUGGUUGAUCAGAAUUCAAUUUGGACUAUUUAUAAUGGAUCCAAUCCAAAGACUGAUAACUCCCCAGUAUCAAUAUUUGAAUUCAAUUUAACUGAUGCUAGAAACCUUCAGCUGGGUUACGAUCUGUUAGCUCGUAAUGCUUUUAAGAAGUUGAAGUUGAUCAGAUUUCCGGGUGUGAUUUCAACUGUCGAAUUCAUUGAAAAUGAUAAUUAUUUGUAUAUUAUUACUGAACCAAUUGUACCAUUAUUAACUUAUUUAACCCAAAUUAAUCAAGAUAUCACUCAGGAUGUUAGACUAUACGGUUUGUAUAAUAUUGCUCAAAGCUUGAAGUUUAUAAAUCAAUCAUGUACAAGUUUGCAUGGGAAUGUGAAUUUGUUAAAUUCAGUCUAUGUAAAUCAACAAGGGGAUUGGAAAUUAUUUGGGUUUGAAGUUUUGACUAAUCUACAAUCAGAUCCUGAUCAACCCAUAUAUAGAUUAUCAAGUCGUUUGCCAGGAUUUAAUUACUUCUUGCCAUCUGAUGUGGCUGAUAGUGGGGUAGAAGCAAUCAGAAGUUUUCCUACCAAAUUUGAUUCUUAUAAGUUUGGUAUCUUUUUAUAUCAUAUUUUAUCAACCAAGGAUUUUAAUUCUUUUGAUCCAACAUAUAACGAAGGUAUUAAUGAAUCAUCUGUUAUUGGCAAGUUCAGAAACUCUUUCAAGAAGUUAAUCAAUCCAAAAUUAGGGUUAAGAAUUACAGUUGAAAAGUUCUUAGAAUUAGAAGAAUCGAAUUUUGAACAAAAUAAGUUAAUAACAUUCAAUAAACAAUUAGAGGAAUUAAAAUUUCAAGAUGAUCAACAAAAGUUUGAAUUCUUUAAAUAUGAAUUAGGUACUUUGUUCAGUGAUCAAAGUGAAGAUUAUUUCUUCCCACCAGGUAUAUUGGAUUAUAAAUUAUUACCAGAAUUAAUCAAUCAAUAUAAUACCAUUUCCAGAAACAAAUCUACCACUCCAAAUGAACCUAGCAUUAUACAACAAAGACAAGAAUCUCAAUCUAUUCUAUUAAAUUUUAUACUAAAAUUUGGAGUCAAAUUACCUCAAGAUCAAUUUAACAAAUUGAUUAAACCAAUUAUCUUUGAGUCAUUUGGUCUUGCUGAUAGAUCUAUUAGAUUGGCUUUGUUGAAUCAUUUACCAAACUUUGAACAGUUUCUAACUGAAAGUGAAGUACAACUGAGGAUAUUCGUUAAUCUUAUUAAUGGCUUCCAAGAUACAAACUUUAUGAUAAGGGAAACAACUUUAAAAUCAAUUACGAUUAUUAUUGAUAAAGUGUCCGUCAAGCAAGUAAAUCAAGAGUUGUUGAAAGUUUUAGCUAAGUCCCAAAUGGAUCCAAAGCCUUCAAUUAGAGUCAAUACUUUAAUUUUGAUUAUCAAAAUAUCAACCAAAAUUUAUAAAACUUCGAAAAAUAGUGUUAUAAUAACUGCAUUAUCAAAAUCAUUAAGAGAUUCUUUCACACCUUGCAAAAUGACUGCUUUAUCUGGGUUCGAAAGUUUGAUUGGUGAGUUUUCCUUGGAUGAAAUUUGUUCAAAGAUUUUGGGUCAGUUAGCUAUAUCAUUAAUGGAUAAGAAAUCUACAAAAGUACGUAAUGAAGCUAGAAGAAUAUUCAAGUUAUACUUAGAUUCUGUUGAAACUCAUUCAAAUUCUUUACCUGAUAUUGAAGAAAAUGAAAAUGAUGAAGAAGCUGAAUUCUUUAGAAAAUUUGCGUCCACGGUUCCUCCUUCCACUAAUGUGGCUUCUACUGUUGAUAAACCAAAUGGGGUAACCAAUAGCGUGGAUGGUUCUAAUGAUACAGUUUCAUUUUCGUCAUUUGGAUGGGGAGUUGUGAAUAGGUUGGUAGCCAAUACAGAGGUUGGGGGUCAGUUAAAUAAUGACUUCAACUUAUCUACUCCGGAUUUGACAAGAGUAGUUACUCCCACGGAGCAUAUAACAAAGCCGUCUGUUCAAAUGGACUCGUGGAUUGAUGGAGGAGAUGACGAAUUUGAGGAUGAUGGUUGGGGUGCGGUUGACGAAGUGGAAGAUGAUCCUGUUCCAGUUGUGAAAAAUACUCUCAAAACCUUAAGUUUGUCUGAAUCCGUAACAAAUAGAAAACCGGCAAUAAAAAGUAACACCAUAAGAACGGCGACUACAACUUCAACAAGAAAGACUUCAAGUUUAAAAUUAGGCUCUCAAUCUAAGAAACCCGCCGCACCUAUAAAACUUAACCUUCAAGUUGAAGAAGAUGAAAAUGGGUGGGGCGAUGAUUGGUAG